Molecule: messenger RNA, 174 nt
Organism: Spodoptera littoralis (African cotton leafworm)
Lineage: Eukaryota; Metazoa; Arthropoda; Insecta; Lepidoptera; Noctuidae
Source: the annotation of a GenBank genome assembly
AUGUGUCCAAUAAGUAAAAUUAAUUUGGCAAUGCAUUGCAUGUACGCUAUCUUGUCAUGUAGAUCUGCAUACUUUACUACGCUCGUUUGGCAAUGGCGAACCGCGUUGUGUGUUUGUCUGUCGGUGAUUCCGUGGUCGUUUGUGUACGCAACAAAGCGUCGGUUCACUCAAUGA